AUGCCCAUAGCUACGAGGAGAGCCGGCCGAUGUGCUCUCUGUACAUUCAGGAUCUCGGAAUGGCUGGCUCCCGCUGUCCGCAGCCACGAUGGGUGCAGGUCUUGUCAUGCCUGGGGUAUAAAUGACCCGCACCACCUGAAGCUCAAGGGGGCCAGGUUCAAAGAGAUGAUUGCGAACUGUGUAAUACUUGCCAAUGAGAAGGAUAUUACGGAUAAGGAGAAGAAUCCUCUUUUCUACAAACUCCGCCAUGCCUUCAUCCAUUCUGAUGUUGGCGGCCUUGCUGCGGAGAUGAAGUAUGCCUUUAUCAAUCUGGUGGUAGGGGAGAAUUUUUCGGCUCAAGACGAUGCGAAUCAGAAAAGAUUGGCAGAUCUGAGAUAUCCUAUCGAGUGGUACCCAGCUACGAGGAUGAUGCAGCGGAAGAUACAUUUGCAUGUUGGCCCGACCAAUUCUGGGAAAACCUAUAACGCCCUACAAAGGCUCGAGGCCGCAGAGAGUGGGAUCUAUGCUGGACCUCUACGGCUAUUGGCCCACGAAGUCUAUACGAGGAUGAACGCGAAGGGCAAGCCUUGUGCAUUGGUGACUGGCGAGGAGCGCCGCUUUCCCGAAGGAUUGAACGCAACGAUGAGCAGUUGCACAGUUGAAAUGGUUCCCCUAAACACCAGGGUCGAUGUAGCGGUUAUUGAUGAAAUUCAAAUGAUGGGCGAUAUAGAUCGUGGCUGGGCUUGGACGCAAGCGCUUCUCGGUGUGAUGGCAAAAGAAGUCCAUCUCUGUGGUGAGCUUCGCACAAUACCUCUGAUUAAGGAACUUUGUGCGGCAAUGGGAGACAAGCUUGAGAUUCACACAUACAAGCGGCUCAGCCCUUUGAAGGCUAUGCCGAACAGUCUCAAUGGCGAUCUAAGACAACUUCGGAAGGGCGACGCCAUCAUCCUGUUUUCUCGGGUCCAAAUUCAUGCCAUGAAGAGGGAUAUUGAACAGGCGACUGGAAGACGCUGUGCUGUUGUUUAUGGGUCACUGCCACCUGAAACUCGGGCUCAGCAGGCCAAUCUCUUCAAUGAUCCUGAUAAUGAUUACGAUUUUCUCGUGGCGAGUGAUGCUAUCGGAAUGGGGUUGAAUUUGAGCAUCAAGCGUGUCAUUUUCGAAGCGACUUCGAAACACGAUGGCUCUGCAUUCAAACAGAUGCAAAUCUCAGAUAUCAAACAGAUAGCUGGUAGGGCAGGAAGAUAUAGGACAGUUCGGGAUGCCGUUGAAAAAGGACCCAACGACCUCACCGAUGGCGAGCCCGCAGAUACCAAAGCACCUCUUCAGCUUCGCACAUCACGACCCAGUGAAAGCAUCGGCUAUGUGACAACUCUUGAGAAGUUCGACCUUCCUAUCGUCCGUUCGGCCAUGGAAACUGAAGUCGAGCCCCUCAAGACCGCCGGUAUCUUUCCACCGGCCAGCGUCCUCACACGUUUUGCUUCUUACUUCCCCUCGACAACGCCAUUCUCCUAUAUCCUUCUCCGUCUUCACGAAAUUUCCUCUGUCAGUUCACGCUUCCAUCUUUGUCGUCUAAGAGAGCAAGUUGACAUUGCCGAUCUUAUCCAACCUUUUCGGCUCAGUAUCAGCGAUAAGAUGAUUUUCAUGGCCGCUCCAGUUAAUCUCCGCGAUCCCGGCCUUCCAGCUGUGUUGGUAGAACUCGCAAAAUGCGUCGCAGACCAAUCAUCAGGCCACAUUCUCGAGCUCACGACUCUGAAGUUAGAACUUUUGGAUAUAAACCCAACCGAGUAUAGCAAAGGAAGUGCCCAAUAUCUUAAGGAGACGGAAGCACUUCAUAAAGCCAUUACAUUGUAUCUGUGGCUGAGCUAUCGAUUCACGGGUGUAUUCUACAGCCAGCAAUUGGCGUUCCAUAUUAAGGAAUUAGUGGAGAAGAAGAUUGACGAGUGCCUCGCUCAUGUCAACUGGGAUCAGGCGAGUAGGGAGAGGAGGAGGCAGCAGAGAUUGAAGUUAGCAUUUGAACUCUCGAAGUCGAAAGAAAGACGUAUCUACAUCUAA
This is a messenger RNA of Amorphotheca resinae ATCC 22711, 2031 nucleotides long. RefSeq lists its product as hypothetical. Gene Ontology annotation, molecular function: RNA helicase activity; hydrolase activity, acting on acid anhydrides; ATP binding. Gene Ontology annotation, biological process: mitochondrial RNA 3'-end processing; RNA catabolic process. Bases 1 to 2031 code for a protein of 676 amino acids. Gene Ontology annotation, cellular component: mitochondrial degradosome. NCBI's taxonomy places the organism in Eukaryota, Fungi, Ascomycota, Leotiomycetes, Helotiales, Amorphothecaceae. The transcript is spliced from 3 exons. The record is from RefSeq and is a predicted model, not a curated record.